CGGGAGCCCAGAUGUCAUACGCCUUUAUUCGUUUACUUGAGAAUUUACCUGCCCAAGUGUCAAGUAAGCCAUUUACACCUGAGGAGUUAAAGAAAAACAAAAAACCCCACGCACGGACACGCAUACCACGCCGUCAAUCUUUUAAAGGGCCAGAAGCGAUCGGCUUGCGGCCAAUCCUGAGGCUGGGACCGAUCCACCUUAAACUAAAGGGCUUAGUCGAGGUCCAGGAUCUCCGCCCGGAGCCCUCGUGAUAGGUAGCUGGGACAGGCGGGGCGGGGCCUGACUGCCUCUGCUUUAAAUAGCCCGAGAGCGCAUCCACCGCUGCUGGAGCCGAAGAGAAUCAGAAGUUGGUCGAGUGGGGACUGCGGCGCUGCUGCUGUUGUUGCUGUUUACCGAGCUUCUCAGGUGGCAUCGCUUCUCCAGCGCGCCACAAGCGGGUCUUCCGGAACUCGCCUCGAAGGGCAGCUGAGCCUUUCUCGGGGCGCUUUCACCGAACCGGUCUGGCGGGAGCGACCGAGGGGCUGCGUCUUCAGGGGGGUCUCUCAGCCAUCUUCGACACCGCGCUGCUGAAGGAAAGUUGAGAAGACCCAGCUAGAGACCGACAAGCCGCGUCUCUCAUCCCAGCUCGGCGGCGGGGAGAAAGAGAUGAGCUUCAGGAAGCCGGGAGCCUAGCCGCCCAGUGCAAUUGGAGCCGACGCCGACGCCACUUCGUUCAGUCACCCUCCCCGGGUCGGAGGGCGGACUUACUUCGCCGAGCAUGGAGCCUCGCUCUUACCUGUUGACCGUCGCUUUUCUGCCGCUCUUCCUGUCUGCCUGGUCGCCGCUGCAAAGGCAACCUAGCUGCGCCGCCGCGGCCGCAGCAGCAGCGGCGGCAGCGGCAGCAGCAGCCGGCUCUUCGUCCGCCAAGGAGCUGUCCUGCCAGGACAUCACCGUGCCUCUGUGCAAAGGUAUCGGCUACAACUACACUUACAUGCCCAACCAGUUCAACCACGAUACGCAGGACGAGGCGGGCCUGGAAGUCCACCAGUUCUGGCCCCUGGUGGAGAUCCAGUGUUCGGCGGACCUGCGCUUUUUUCUGUGCAGCAUGUACACGCCCAUCUGUCUGGAGAACUACAAGAAGCCGCUGCCGCCCUGCCGCAGCGUGUGCGAGCGGGCCAAGGCCGGUUGCGCGCCCCUCAUGCGCCAGUACGGCUUCGCCUGGCCGGACCGCAUGCGCUGCGACCGCCUGCCCGAACAAGGCAACCAGGACAUGCUUUGUAUGGACUACAACCACACCGACCUCGCCACCGCCGCGCCGCAGCCGCAGCCCAAGCCGCCGCACCGAAAGCCGGCGGGAGGCGGGACAGGGAGAGGUUCCGGGGCUGUGGUGCCGCCACCGUCCGCCGCGGACCCCCCACUCCGCAAGAGCCGUCCUCCAACCCCCUGCGAGCCGGGCUGCCAGUGCCGGGCGCCGAUGGUGUCGGUGUCCAGCGAACGUCACCCGCUUUACAACCGGGUCAAGACGGGCCAGAUCGCCAACUGCGCCCUGCCGUGCCACAACCCUUACUUCAGCCCGGACGAGCGCGCGUUCACCGCCUUCUGGAUCGGCCUGUGGUCCAUCCUGUGCUUCAUCUCCACCUUCGCCACCGUCUCCACCUUCCUGAUCGACAUGGAGCGCUUCAAGUACCCGGAGCGGCCCAUCAUCUUCCUGGCCGCCUGCUACCUCUUCGUCUCGCUGGGCUAUUUGGUGCGCUUGGUCGCUGGCCACGAAAAAGUGGCUUGCAGCGGCGGAGCGGCGGCGGCUGCAGCUGCAGCGGGAGCAGGACCGGCGGGCCCCGCUGGAGGCGCUGCGGGGGCGGCCGCUGCAGCCGUGGGCGGCCGCGGAGCUGCCGGCGGAGCUGCGGAGCUACAGCCCGACUUGGCGGUGGCUGAGCACGUGCGGUAUGAGAGCACGGGCCCGGCUCUGUGCACCAUCGUCUUCCUUUUGGUCUACUUCUUUGGCAUGGCCAGCUCCAUCUGGUGGGUUAUCCUGUCCCUCACCUGGUUCCUGGCGGCAGGUAUGAAGUGGGGCAACGAGGCCAUUGCGAGUUACGCUCAGUACUUCCAUCUCGCAGCUUGGUUACUUCCCAGCAUCAAGUCCAUUGCGGUGCUGGCUCUCAGUUCUGUGGAUGGAGAUCCUGUGGCUGGAAUCUGCUACGUGGGUAACCAGAGCCUGGAGAACCUGCGAGGCUUUGUGCUGGCCCCUUUGCUCAUCUACCUGGCCAUCGGUUCCAUGUUCCUGCUGGCUGGGUUUGUCUCCCUCUUCCGCAUCCGGAGUGUCAUCAAGCAGCAAGGAGGGCCCACCAAGACACACAAGCUGGAGAAGCUCAUGAUCCGUCUGGGCCUUUUCACCGUGCUCUACACAGUGCCUGCCGCCAGCGUGGUGGCUUGCCUUUUCUACGAGCAGCAUAAUCGCCCCCAUUGGGAAGCCACUCACAACUGUCCCUGCCUGCGGGACCAAGAGCCUGACCAAGCCCGCCGGCCAGAUUACGCGGUUUUUAUGCUGAAGUACUUCAUGUGCCUGGUGGUUGGCAUCACCUCGGGAGUUUGGGUCUGGUCUGGAAAGACGCUGGAGUCCUGGAAGGCACUCUGCACCCGCUGCUGCUGGGCCAGCAAAGGGACCGCAGUUGCUGUGGUGGGGAGUAUUGGAGCCAGGGGGGGAGGUACCGGCAUAGGGUCUGCUGCCGCUGUGGGAGGACUGGGGGGUGGAGGGGGGUCUAUGUACAGUGAUGUCAGCACUGGUUUGACUUGGAGGUCUGGCACUGCCAGUUCAGUUUCCUAUCCCAAACAAAUGCCUUUGUCCCAGGUGUGAAAUCUGGCGUUGGAAAGGAGGAAUGCUGCCCAUCUCUCUUUAAGAAGAAGCUUCUCAAGGAGCGCAGGACAGUUCCAGAGGCCCCUGUUGCCAGCUCAUUGUCCUCAGCCUCUUCCUCCAUUCCUUGUUAGUCAAUCCUUCCAUGUCGAAGCUGCAUGUUUCUGUGUUGUUGGUAUAAGAAUUUUCUGAAGACAAGAAUUGCCUUAUUUGUCUUCAGCCAGCACAAGCCCUUUGACCCAGUAGGACUUCUCUGCUUUCUCUCAGUCCCUCAAAAGUCCUGACACAAUGUGAAGGGAUGUUGACCUGCAGGGUUGGAGGAGUCCCUCAAGAAUUCCCCCUUCCCCCCCCCCUUUUUUUUUAAUGCCAACAACCACAAAAACUGGCAGAUGCCUUAAAAUCAUGUGCUCAAAUAAUGUCUUAACUGUACACCCCCCCAGUAAAUACGGGUUUAUUAUGUUAAAGGAUGUAUUUAUAUAAUUAUUGGUACCUUGUACAAAACAUGUAAAAUAUGUAUAUAUUCCAAAUGCUAUACAGUCUGUAAAUUUCUUUUGUUUAAAGAAAAAAAAAUUUAGAGGCUUGCCACCAUUGCUCUUGCCUAAGAGCGAAAGUUUGAGUAUUCUAUUUUGUCAAUAAAAUCAUGUCAAAUGA
Ahaetulla prasina is the source of this 3478-nucleotide messenger RNA. It is a transcript of the gene FZD8, whose product is annotated as frizzled class receptor 8. Gene Ontology annotation, cellular component: plasma membrane. Bases 758 to 2830 code for a protein of 690 amino acids. Gene Ontology annotation, biological process: non-canonical Wnt signaling pathway; canonical Wnt signaling pathway. NCBI's taxonomy places the organism in Eukaryota, Metazoa, Chordata, Lepidosauria, Squamata, Colubridae. Gene Ontology annotation, molecular function: Wnt-protein binding; Wnt receptor activity. The record is from RefSeq and is a predicted model, not a curated record. The transcript has a single exon.